Molecule: messenger RNA, 3595 nt
Organism: Drosophila navojoa
Lineage: Eukaryota; Metazoa; Arthropoda; Insecta; Diptera; Drosophilidae
Cellular component (GO): nucleus
Molecular function (GO): RNA binding
Source: RefSeq, a predicted model, not a curated record
GACGUUAAAAAGUGAAAAAUCGCUGCGGAAAAGGGACAAAUAAAAGGAAGAAAGCCCAAAGCAAAUCCAAACGCAGAACAACGGCGGCAAAUCCCUUUUUGCCCACGACCCAAGGCCAAAUGCAAUAAGCUGCAGCCGCACACAACAAAAACAACGUAAACAAAGCGCAGUCUAAGCCAUCAAACAGCCCUCGCACACACACACACACACAGCACCAGAGAGAUUGUUGUUGUUGUUUUUUUGGAAACAGCCGCCAGAAUUGCUUUCUUGUACUUUGGACACACGUGCGCUGCGGCUGCGCCGUUGCCGUUGCCGUUGUCGUGCCCCUUGCCCGUGUCCUUGCCAUCGUCAGCUGCCGCGCCCCUGGCAACGGCAUCGACAAUGAAGCUGUCAAAACUGUCCAACCAGACGAACUCGCAGGAUCCGCAGGCGGUUAACUCGCGCAUCUUUGUGGGCAAUCUGAAUACAUUUCAGUGCUCCAAAACGGAUGUGGAGCGCAUGUUUCAGAUCUAUGGCCGCUUGGCAGGCAUCUCGAUGCACAAGGGCUACGCCUUUGUGCAGUUCACCAAUCCCUUCGACGCCCGCAACGCCUGUCACGGCGAGGACGGCAAGACGGUGCUCAGCCAGACCCUAGAUGUCAACAUGGUGGCCGAGCCGAAGGCGCAUCAAAUUGGCAGAAAGCGUCAGAAUGUCAGCAAAACGGGCAACGAUUGGGACUACUUCUAUGACAGCUAUUGCUCGUCGGCGCUGCUGCGCGGCGGCGGCGGAGGCGGCGGCAAUGUCAACGGCGUGCGUGCCAAGAAGCGCAAGCGCUUGAUGACCAACAACAAUGGCCUAACGGCUGCCGUGCAGCAGCAGCAGCACAGCCAGCAUCAUCACAACGCUGCGGCAGUGGCCGCUGCAGCAGCAGCUGCCGCGGUGCAUCACCAGCAGCAGGCGGUACAGCAGCAGCAGCAGGUGCAGCAGCAACACCAGCAACAGCAGCAGCAACAGCAGCAGCAGCAGCAACAGCAGCAGCAACAUCAUCAUCAUCAUCAGCAGCAAGUUGCUGCUGUUGCCAUGGCGGCGAUGGCCAAUUUGUUGCCACAGCAGCAGCUGUUGCUGCAUCAGCAAAAUUUGCUAUCGACUGCUGCAGCGGCGGCGGCAGCAACAACAGCAGCGCCCGGUGCACUGCACUGGUCACAAUACAAACAGGACCCACAGCAACAGCAACAGCAACAACAUCAACAGCAACAACAGCAGCAACAACAACAGCAACAGCAACAACAGCAGCAACAGCAAUUUGUUGCCGCUGCCACAGGUUUCCAGUUGAAGAGCGUUAUUGCCGGGCAGUCAACGACUUCGCCACAGAAUGCAAAGUCAGCAAUAAUUGCUAAUCAAACAGCGCUCGUGGAGCAGUACGGUGCCUUUUCCCAACAGCCGUCGCAUCACCAGCAACAACAACAGCAACAGCAGCAGCAGCAACAACAACAGCAACAAUUGGGCUGCCUGCUGCAGCCAUUGACUUUGGCAUUGUCCCCACAGCAACCGCAGCCGCUACAAUUGCACAGUCAAAUGAUGCAGCAACAGCAACAGCAUCAACAACAGCACCAGCACCAGCAACACCAACAACAACAGCAUCAGCAUCUACAACAGCAUCAACAUCAGCAUCAACAGCAGCAGCAGCAGCCGCACCACCAGCAGCAGCAGCAACAGCAGCAGCAACAUGCACAGGAGCAAUUAAGCUUGCAUCAACACUGGGGACCAUUCAAAGUCUACAGCAAUCCGGACACAUUAAUCUGCGGCAACUGCCGGGAAUGCUUCAGUGAGCUGUCUGAGUUAUUGGACCACAAGAAAAGUUACUGCAAGCUGAGGUUCACAUGCAAGUGCCAGGACGUGGCCUUUGCAGCGAAGACGCCGCCAACGGGCGCCAAAUUGCUUUGCGCCGUUUGCAAGGAUGCGUUCGCCAAUCCCUGGGACUUGAUGGUCCACGCACAGGCCGCACACAUGGUUAACAUUUACGAGCUGGGCGAUGAGGUCACCAAUUCGACCAACGGCAAUCGCAGCCCCAACAACGGCAAUGUCAGCGAUGCGACCAAUGGACAUGCUGCUGCCGCUGCUGCCGUUGUUGCAGCUGCAACUGUUGUUGCCGAUGAUGAGGCAACAGCCAUAACAAAGCACAUGCCAACGUCAGCAACACUUAACAAGGAGCCAAAUAACAAUAACAAAAUUAGCAACAAUAACAACAACAACAACAGCACAAACAUCAACAACAACAUCAAUGGGCACAGCUCACCCAUAGCCCACAGCAACAACAACAACAAUAGCGGCAGCAAUAUUGCUGCUGCAACUGCCAUGGAUGUUGCUGCUGAUGCUGACAUUGACGCCGACGCUGCUGCUGCUGCUGCCGCUGCCGCUGCUGGCGUCGCAGCUGUGGUCGCUAACGAUGGGCACGUCAGCGGCAGCGAUACGGAGACCCAUUGCAUGGACAGCGGCCUCUGUGCCAGUCCCAAGGAGGAUCAGCAGCGCGAUGAUCUGUCGCUGGACGGACGGCUGUCCAGCAGCUCGCAGACCCAUCACUCCGAUGACCUCAAUGUGAAUAUCAAGCUGAUUAACGGUUCCGUGUCCUCGCGCGGCAGCUCACCCGGCCUGGAGUCGGAUGAGCCGCCGGCAACGCGCGCCUGCAUUGUGCGCACCCUGAGCAUUGAGGCUGCUGCUGCUCCAGCCACGCCCACUGCGAACGCCCUGAGCCUGAUGUCGAAUGGGCUCAGCUUGGCGCUGGCUCCGCAAUAAGUCGAGUCUCGGCGAUCAACUGGACUAAAGCAGAAUCAAAAGCGUGGCAAGGGAAAGGUCUAAAGAAGAGAAUCUAGCUAUUAAGAAUGUUUUAAGAAAGAGGAAGAGAGAAGUGUUUGAAGAGUAUUAAAAAUACUCGAAUGGCUUUUGGCUUGUGUUUAUUGGGAUAUGUAAUCGUGAGUGCGAUGCAAGUGCAAUUUAUUCAGUAUUUUUGUACUAGAGACUUAAACUGAACAAAGUUUAAACAGAAUAAAUAAAUAAAUACAUAUAAAGUUGAAAACGAAAUGAACGUAAAUUACAACAAACAUAUCAUUUUAACUAGGCAACUAGGUAUUACAGUAGCUAUAACAAAUAUAACUAAUUAAAUAAUGUACUAUAUAUAUAAAGAUAUACAUAUAUCGCUUAUCGUGUCUGUAAUUUGUUUUGCUUAGCAUAUUUUUGGGUUUCAAAACUGCAUAUGAGAACAUAUAGGUAAAAGAAAAAGGUAAAGAAAGGUCACACAGCAAAAAAACAGUCCUUAAAAGAGAGCUUUGUAUAUAGAUAAAAGAUAACCGAUAGCCGAUAGCCGAUAACCGAUAACAGCUAACAGUUAAAGGAAACGUAAUUACUCAAUUAUAUAUUAGCUGACAGAAACAACCCGAAAACUUAUAUUUUAUAUAUGAAAACAUAAUUAAACUAAUACUUAUUGCAUACAUACAUACAUCUAUACUUAACAAGCCAACCAAUAUUAUUAUUCAAAAUACGUACCAUGUGUAUCAAAUGUAGUAUAGUGAAAAAAGCAAAACAGGUGUUUCAUAAACAAGAAAAGAAAAACGAGAACCCA